CCUGAACAUAUGUGGUUGUCGGGGGUGGGCUCGGGCGUGUUUGUUUAGGCCCGCAUAGGUUUUGCUUUCGGGUCCGAGCUUGGAUAGAUCCGAGCGCGGCCCGUGACCGCCCAAUUACUGAGAAAUAAAAAGCGCGAAAAAAAUCAAUGGUAGUCCAGAUUCCUGCACCCUGAAAAUGGGAGUUGUCAGAUCUUCAGCUCCGCGUAAAACCCUAACCCUAGCCCUAACCAGCGACGGAGAAGACGAGGAGAAAUCCUCCAUUGAAAACCAGAAGCAGCAGCAGAAGAAGAAGAAGGAGACGGAGAGAGAGGGGGGGAUAUUCGCUUCAUGCUCUUUCAGCGAUCUCGGCAUCCAUCCCACCUUGUCCGAACAGCUUCGAGAAAGGUUGGGAUUUGAAGUUCCAACGCUCAUUCAGGCUGAGUCGAUUCCCAUUAUUAUUUCCGGGCGACAUGUACUUAUCAAUGCAGCUACUGGUACUGGCAAGACUAUUGCGUAUCUCGCUCCAAUUAUCCAUCAUCUGCAGUUGUAUGUUCCUCGUAUCCAACGAUCUGAUGGAACAUUUGCGCUGGUGCUUGUACCAACGCGUGAGUUAUGCAUGCAGGUUUAUGAAAUUCUGCAGAAGUUAUUACACCGCUUCCACUGGAUUGUUCCUGGGUACAUAAUGGGCGGUGAGAACAGAUCAAAGGAAAAAGCCAGGUUGCGCAAAGGAAUAUCAAUUCUUGUUGCAACUCCCGGACGUCUACUGGAUCACUUAAAGAAUACAUCGUCAUUUGCUUAUGCAAAUCUUCGCUGGAUUAUCUUUGAUGAAGCAGAUAGGAUUCUCGAAUUGGGGUUUGGGAAAGAAAUAGAGGGGAUACUUAUCCUUCUGGGUUCAAGGCAAAGUGAGUCCGUCGGUGUUGAGGCAGUACCAAGGCCUACUGAAUUUCAAAGGCAGAACUUACUUUUAUCAGCAACUUUGAAUGACAAAGUGAAUCAUCUUGCGAAAAUGAGCUUAGAGAAUCCAGUUAUGAUUGGUCUUGAUGACAAGAAGAUUUCUGCUGAGCUUCCAACUCCAUCAGGUGAAUAUUUGGGUACAAUAGCAUCUGAUGGGAACGGGGAAUCAAUAUAUUCAGAUGCAUUGCCAAGCUGCUCAGUUGAAGACUAUAAUCUUCCUGUGCAGUUAGUUCAGAGAUAUGUAAAAGUGUCCUGUGGUUCACGGCUGGUGGUGCUUCUUUCCAUUCUUAGAAGUCUGUUUGAAAGAGAAGUUCACCAAAAGAUUGUGGUUUUCUUCUCGACAUGCGAUGCUGUGGAUUUCCACUAUUCACUUAUUGGUGAAUUUCAAUGGUCCUCUGAUUCACAACCAGAAGUGAAGCAGAAGCAGACAUUUGUCAAAUGCAGAACUUUCCGCUUACAUGGAAACAUGGAACACGAUGACCGGCGGACUACCUUUCAGGUCUUUAAUGCUGAAAAAUCAGCUCUUCUUUUAUGUACGGAUGUAGCUGCAAGAGGGUUGGACUUUCCAAAAGUUAGAUGUAUCAUUCAGUAUGAUUCUCCCGGGGAGGCUACAGAAUACGUGCAUAGGGUUGGAAGAACCGCUCGAUUGGGUGAAAAAGGAGACGCAUUGCUAUUCCUACAACCAGUCGAAACGGAUUAUUUGCAAGACUUGCAGAAACACAGAGUGUCAUUGAAGGAGUUUCCGCUUCUCAAGGUUUUUGACAGUUUUUCUUUGUAUGAUCAGAAGCACCAUAACAAGAAGCUUUUGUCUCUGGAGAUGCAUCCCUGGGUGUUAUCUCUGCAGAAGGCACUCGAAUCCUUCAUUUCGUCAGAGAUGAAGCUGAAGAAUCUGGCCAAGAAAGCAUUUCGCUCAUGGGUCCGUGCAUACACUGCCCACCGUGGUGAGCUAAAGAGAAUUUUUGUGGUAAAGAAGCUCCACUUGGGGCACGUCGCGAGGAGUUUCGGGCUGAAAGAACAGCCUUCUUUGGUUGGAAGAUCGUUCCAUACUCAAAAAAAGAAGAGGAAAAGGGACCACAGGCCAACCGGAUCAUUGAAAAGGAAGCGGGCCGCCAAAUAGAACAUGAACAUUUCAUCAUCAGUCCCAUCCUGUCAUCCAAGGACGGAUUCCGUUAACCUCGUUGUUUUGUUCCAAGUACUUGAUUUCAAGGAAGCGGCAGUUUGAGAUGGAUGGAGAACCUAAUGUCACUGAAGUCAACCGGAUUUUGGCAGGCCUUUCCGUGAUUGAGCAUAUGCAUGUACGUCCAAUGUGUGCAAGUCAUUAAGCCUUCCGUGAUUUUGCAUGCGUGUAUGACUGACUGCAUAUGCAUGGCUAAUGACCGCGUCUGAUGUAAAGCAUGCAACGAUGCCUUUGCUUGUCGGAGUGGCAUUCAAACAUGCAUCCCUAUUUAUCUAUGUGGGUGUUCAUGCAUGUGUUCGUAGGGGCAUUGGUGCAUGUUCUUUUACAUCAUUUACUUUUGUACAUGGUCAUUUUUGGUGAGGAAAACAAGGAUUAUUUUCAAUGAUUGAGAGCAUGUAUUGUUUAUUAGUUUCAGUAUAGUGCAGGAAACCUUCUUUGGAUGGGAGGAUUUUCCAAAGGGACUUUUCAGUGGAAAUGAUAUUUGCAACCCAUGUUUUUCUUA
Molecule: messenger RNA, 2612 nt
Organism: Magnolia sinica
Lineage: Eukaryota; Viridiplantae; Streptophyta; Magnoliopsida; Magnoliales; Magnoliaceae
Product: DEAD-box ATP-dependent RNA helicase 17
Exons: 10
Coding region: 176-2050 (624 amino acids)
Biological process (GO): ribosome biogenesis
Cellular component (GO): nucleus
Molecular function (GO): RNA helicase activity; nucleic acid binding; ATP binding
Source: RefSeq, a predicted model, not a curated record